Messenger RNA from Marchantia polymorpha subsp. ruderalis, 2166 nucleotides. Lineage: Eukaryota; Viridiplantae; Streptophyta; Marchantiopsida; Marchantiales; Marchantiaceae. The record is from the annotation of a GenBank genome assembly.
GAAAGGUUGCCGUGCGGAUCGCCGGUUACUCGUCUGGGAGAAUUCGCCGACCCUUCAGGUCAGCCCGUCCGGUACAGGAACGAGGGAAGAAUGGUACUUCUCUCGUCUGGGACCCAACUUUUGGAGAAUCUUUGACAACCAUGGGGAACCCCUUCCGCAAAGGACGGUCAUGGAGAAGACGGACGGCCGGACGGACGGACGGACAGACGAACAGCUGCCUUACGACAAAAUGGUCAUGUGAGAGCACGAAAAGGGUGCGGCAAACCGCACCUCCGCAUCUUUAUGGCGGGGGCUCGGAUUGGCUAUGGUGGACUCGAAUCCGUCUCGCGAAGCCAAGUGGAAAAGCGUUCGCGAGACGGAGGUGCAGCAGGCAUCUGCAACAUUUAAGAGAUCAUGGUCCGCUUCGACUUCGCCUCGCAGGAAGAAAAUCUGUGAGCAGUAUGUCCGUAUCGAUGCCAAUCUUGCCGCAUCGCAUCGCAAAUGCGGGUGGCGAACUGCGUCCUCACGGGCAUUCGGCCAUGCAGUUUAGAGAGAGAGAGAGGCACGGGAGAUAUAAUGCACUGAUGUGUCCCACGAGCCUCGUGAGAGGUGGCUCCAAGCGUUGUCCUCCGAAUUACCACAGAUCCAGGUCAACGACGGUAUGAUGGCAGGGCAAACUGUAUGCAUGAGCUGUUUUUCAUGACUUGCUUCACGUCGUUUGCUCUCUGUCCACCCCCCGCGGCCCAACGUUCACAAAUCGUAUCAUCUUCAUCUUCUUCUCCUUCUUCUCUUCCUCUUCUUCUUCUUGACCGGCUGCGUUCUUCACUCGGACCAGCUGGCAGCCCGAGUCCGGUACAUUCCAUCCAUCUUUCGAAAAAUGAAAUUUAAAUGAGAUUUCAUGCAUGAACGGUGAAAUCUUCUCCGAACUAAGCCGAACGCCCCUGCUGAACCUUUCGAAUCUCCUCGGCAAGUGGCUUCAGAUAGCACCUCUUGCUGCUCAGCCGGGGAGCAGCAAAGUGUGCUCGACUUCUGAUACUUUCGGGAUGACAUUUUGUGAGAUUCUUUCUCCCGGUCACAUGACGAGACAUUCAAAUGAAACUUGCACUCCUCGACUCUCUCUCUCGCUUGGUCUUUCGGUGCCCGUCUUUCCGCAGUUUUUCAUUGCAGGUGGCGGAUCUUCUCCCCCCACGAAUGGCAGGAGGCGAUUCUUGACUCGUAGCCGGCCCAGCUCUUCUAAACGAACAUGCCUUUUGCAUCUUUCUUUGUGCGACUUUUCGAUGUCGAAUUUGUUUGCUUUGUUUAGCAUUUAGCUUUACCGACUACAGUUGAGUCCCAAUUAGGUUCCUUCUUUAAAAAACUUAUUCUGUUUCCUAUAGUGAGACACUACAAGAGACGACCUACACUCUGCAUCAUUCGUGUAUAUCUUUCUGAUAAGCUUUCCUUGCUUUAUUAUAUUUCUGAACGGAAAGUCAAGAUUGUGUAAUAAUAACUUGAGCCAACAGUCUCAUGUGAAGCUGGGUUUGUUGACGGAAAGUGAAGUGGUUUUAAUUUGAAGCCAUGAUUCCUGAAGUUUGCUCUUUUCCACGGGAAAUCCUUACAUGUUGUUUAAAGAAAGACAAGCACAAGACAAAUUUCGGAAUCUCUUUGGAAGAAAUUCAGCCGAUAGGUAUCAAACUACUUGAAUCGGUUCUGUACCGCACUUCUUAUCCACAAGUAGUUACAGAUGGUGGGGAGAAAAUCUAGAUAUGCUCGACGAUCAUGUUCGAAGAGAUUUCACUCAUCAAGGCAAGACCAACUUCAAGCGUUUUUUAUGAUUGUCACGUUCCUUCAUUCCUUACUACUGCAUCGACUUUGUUCUCUACGAUCUUUCAGACAGAAGAGGAUGCUGCUUAGCUAGGCUGGUAUUCAAUCGUCUUCAACAAAGUUUAUCUUGCUUUGUUACCUGAGGAGCCAAAUUUUCUAGUUUCCUUCCAUUUUCUUUCAAUUGAAUAUAAGUUCUCAGUCGAGGCAUUUAUGCUCACAUCUUAUCUGUAUAUCUUCAACGUUAGGUGGGGCUGAUUGUGAAGGUGUGUCGACGUUGUCAGAAGGGAUUGGAGUUCCUAUGAAACCUGAUAGAUUCUACAGUAGCAGGUAAACAUGCUGCCAGACUUUUUGUUGAGAGCCAUCUACGGUGUAGGAACCUUUUGC